Vespa crabro (European hornet) is the source of this 2111-nucleotide messenger RNA. RefSeq names its product methionine--tRNA ligase, mitochondrial (gene MetRS-m). The transcript is spliced from 6 exons. NCBI's taxonomy places the organism in Eukaryota, Metazoa, Arthropoda, Insecta, Hymenoptera, Vespidae. Gene Ontology annotation, molecular function: methionine-tRNA ligase activity; ATP binding. The record is from RefSeq and is a predicted model, not a curated record. Gene Ontology annotation, biological process: methionyl-tRNA aminoacylation. The coding region runs from base 426 to 2105 and encodes 559 amino acids.
GAGCCAAAUGACAUUUCUCCUUAAUCUUGAUCAAAAUGAUUUAUCCGGAAUAAUUCAUUAUUUUUUAACUCUAUCGUAAUUUUUGUAAUUUAUAAAUAAUUUUUAUGCGAUUAUCGUUAUAUCAGAAUGAAGAAUUAUUUUCGAACGUCACCUGGCAUACUUCCGAUUCUAUUUUAAUUGAUACGAAAACAGAUCAUUUUAAGAUAGUUCUUGAAUCUUUCCAUUUUUCUUUUUUUUUUUUUGUCUUCUCUUUUUAUCAUCUUGGUUAAAAUUCUUCAUUCGGUACCUUAAAUCUGCGUGCGCACAUAUAUGAUCAUGUUAAGAGAGAAAAUUGUGUCUAGUUCUCUCAGAGGUUAUUCAUCAUGAGAUAUUUUCAUUUUUAUAUCGAUUAAAAAUAUUUUUAUCGUAUAAAAAAUUAUGAAAUCAUGAAGUCAUUAGGAAUAGCUCGAUUUUUACCGAUAGAAUUACAAGUGUCACGAAACAGAAUUUUACAAAGGCAUUACACAAGUGAUAUACCUAAAAAUGUUUAUAUUAGUACGCCAAUAUUUUAUGUUAAUGCAGCUCCACAUAUUGGACAUUUGUAUAGUGCAACUUUAGCAGAUUGUAUAACAAGAUACAGAUCCAUGCUCGGUCAUUCCACAUUUUUAAGCACUGGUACAGAUGAGCAUGGUAAUAAAGUAGAAACUGCUGCAAAUUUAGCUAAGAUUCCAACAUCAGAUUAUUGUACAAAAAUUUCAAAACAAUUCAAGGAAAUGUGCGAUAAAUUUUCUGUGAAUUAUUCUGCAUUUAUUCGUACCACAGAACAACGUCAUCUCGAGGCAGUGCAUCAUUUUUGGAAUGUUUUGGAUACAAGAGGAUAUAUUUAUUUAGGAAAAUAUUCGGGAUGGUAUUGUACAUCGGAUGAAGCAUUUCUUACUGAUAUAGAAUUAGAUGAAAUAACAGAUGCAUCUGGUAAAACAAUUAAAGUCUCUAAAGAAUCUGGUCACCCUGUAGAGUGGACAGAAGAAGACAAUUACAAAUUCAGAUUAAGUACUCUACAAGAUGAAUUGAAAUAUUGGAUAAAAAGGAAAACUACCGUACAACCUGCAAAAUAUCAUAAGAUUUUAAGUAAGUGGAUAGAAGAAGAUAUAGAUUUGCAUGACUUAAGUAUAUCAAGACCUACAAGUAGAGUUCCUUGGAGUAUUCCAACGCCUCAAAACAAAAAUCAAUCCGUAUAUGUUUGGUUAGAAGCAUUAAUAAAUUAUUUAACUGUAUUGGGUUAUCCAAAUGAUACAUACAAGCAAUUUUGGCCACCAAGUUUGCAGAUUAUUGGUAAAGAUAUAUUAAAAUUUCAUGGUAUAUACUGGCCAGCAUUUUUAAUAGCUGCAGGACUUGAACCUCCUCAAACAUUACUGUGUCAUGGACAUUGGACGGUUGAUGAUAGAAAAAUGUCUAAAUCAAAGGGUAAUGUUAUUUCACCUUUUGAAGCAGCUAAUAAUUUUACAGAAGAGGGUUUAAGAUAUUUCAUCUUAAGAGAAGCUGUGCCUUAUAGCGAUGCAAAUUAUAGUGACAAUAAAAUCCUAAGAACAAUAAAUGCUGAACUUGCUGAUACAUUAGGUAAUUUGAUUAGCCGGUGUACAGGAAAAAUUAUUAAUCCAUGGGGAGAAGUACCUAAUCCAAUGGAGUUUGCUUAUGUUUUAAAAUCAGAUAUAGCUAUACAAACCAUAAAGAUCACAGAAUGCUUGGGUGAUAAUACACGAUCCCAUUAUGAAGAGUAUAAUCUACAUAAUGUAGUAGAUGUAACCAUGGCUGCAUUACGUAUGGUAAAUCAAAUGAUAGAAUAUCAUAAGCCAUGGUUACUAAGCAAAAAAUUAGAUAACCAAGAUUCUCUUAUGGAGCUCAAGGCUGUUAUUUCUGUCGCAUUAGAGAGCGUAAGAAUAUCCACUUUGGUAUUGUCUCCUAUUAUUCCAAGAUUAGCUAAUAAUAUUCUUGAUUUUUUGUUAAUACCAAAAGAAAAACGCACUUGGUAUGACACAGCCUCACAAUAUCGGGAGAAAAGUUUACCGAACGAAAGGAAUUUCGAUCGGAAUGGUAUGAUAUUAUUUAAACGAAUAAAAGUUUCAUAAAUUUGA